GGGCAGCGCGGGUCACCGACGAAGGGGCAGCAGGGAGCGGCCCUUCCCCGCCCCCGGCGGCGUCCCCUCCCCGCGUGGCGGCUCUGACGGCGCUCUCUCCCGCAGCUGCACCUGGGCAGGAGCGCGCCACGCCGCCGCGAUGACCACGCUGGCCGGGGCCGUGCCCAGGAUGAUGCGGCCCGGAGCCGGGCAGAGCUACCCGCGCGGCGGCUUCCCGUUGGAAGUCUCUACACCUCUCGGCCAGGGCAGAGUCAAUCAGCUCGGAGGAGUGUUCAUCAACGGACGGCCGCUGCCCAACCAUAUCCGCCACAAGAUCGUGGAGAUGGCGCACCACGGCAUCCGGCCCUGUGUCAUCUCCCGGCAGCUGCGCGUGUCCCACGGCUGCGUCUCCAAGAUCCUCUGCCGCUACCAGGAGACGGGCUCCAUCCGCCCGGGGGCCAUCGGCGGCAGCAAACCCAAGCAGGUGACGACGCCGGACGUGGAGAAAAAAAUCGAGGAGUACAAGCGGGAGAACGCGGGGAUGUUCAGCUGGGAGAUCCGCGACAGGCUGCUCAAGGACGGCGUCUGCGACCGCAACACCGUGCCCUCAGUGAGCUCCAUCAGCCGCAUCCUGCGGAGCAAGUUUGGGAAAGGCGAGGAGGAGGAGGCCGAGCUGGAGAGGAAGGAGGCGGAGGAAGGAGACAAGAAGGCGAAGCACAGCAUCGACGGCAUCCUCAGCGAGAGAGCAUCAGCACCCCAGUCCGAUGAAGGCUCUGAUAUCGAUUCUGAACCAGACUUACCUUUAAAAAGAAAGCAGCGUCGCAGCAGGACAACCUUCACAGCAGAGCAACUGGAAGAGCUGGAGCGAGCUUUUGAGAGGACACACUACCCUGACAUUUAUACUCGGGAAGAACUCGCACAAAGAGCCAAACUCACAGAAGCUCGAGUUCAGGUCUGGUUCAGCAACCGCCGUGCUAGAUGGAGGAAGCAGGCAGGAGCCAACCAACUGAUGGCUUUUAACCACCUGAUCCCAGGAGGGUUUCCACCCAGCGCCAUGCCGACUCUGCCGACAUACCAGCUCUCUGAGCCGUCCUAUCAGCCCACCUCCAUACCGCAAGCCGUGUCUGAUCCAAGCAGUACAGUCCAUAGACCUCAGCCUCUCCCUCCAAGCACUGUACACCAAAGCAGCCUCCCUUCAAACCCAGAGAGCAGCUCUGCCUAUUGCCUACCCAGCACCAGGCAUGGAUUUUCCAGCUAUACAGACAGCUUUGUGCCUCCGUCCGGGCCCUCAAAUCCCAUGAACCCUGCCAUUGGCAAUGGCCUUUCACCUCAGGUAAUGGGACUCUUGACUAAUCAUGGUGGUGUGCCUCACCAGCCCCAAACUGAUUAUGCCCUGUCCCCUCUGACUGGAGGUCUGGAGCCCACCACCACUGUCUCAGCCAGCUGCAGUCAGCGGCUAGAUCACAUGAAGAGUUUAGACAGCCUGCCUACGUCCCAGUCCUACUGCCCACCAACCUACAGCACCACCGGCUACAGCAUGGACCCUGUCACGGGCUACCAGUAUGGGCAAUAUGGACAAAGUGCCUUUCAUUAUCUGAAGCCAGAUAUUGCAUAAAUGAACUGUCCACUUCAAGUUAAAGCUGGUGUUGUUUUCCGGUCUCGCUCCAGAGCUUGGAUACCAGGGAUCUUCUCAACACACUGCAGUCUAAACUGGGGCAGUCCCAGUGAGAGAAGUAGGCUUGUUCUGUUCUCUCCAGUCAUAGCUUUUAGUAAACUUUUGAAGACUGAACAAAGCUAUACAGAAGACAAAGGCCAAAAGCAAUAAUGAAUAAAUAAAUGCGACAUAGUUCAUUAUGAGUGGGUACACAAAACAGAGCAGAAUUUAAUAUUGCUGCCUGGCAAAACAUUCCGUUUUUUUUGUUGAAAUUAAUAUGCAUUGAUUGGGACAAAUGGAACAUUCUGAAAUUUAGCAGUUGAGCUCUGCAUACUCUGACUCAUCUGGCAUCCAGUGCUGACUUCAGUCUAACUUCAGUCAAACUUCAGUUAAAGCUGCCCAGUUUCUGAAGCAUGGGCAGCAGAACCUCUUUCGUUACACACUGGAAAUUGUCAUCAAGAGGAAAUGUCACAGACCUUGGGAAGCUAGGAUAAAUGCAAAAGGCUUCCAGAGCAACUUACUGGUAAUCUUACUAUGCUUCUGUAAUCAUGUUGUCAAUAAAUGUCACAAGUUUUGCUUUACCAAGAGACAAGAUCUCAUGUAACAUGGAAAAUACAUUCUCUCUUUUUAUGUGGAGUUUUCCUGGUCCAUUGUACCUUUUUGAAGAAACAUGGAGGAAAAAAAUCGACGUGACUGAUUUUUUCACAACUGCCUAGCAAUGUGCAAUACUGUGUACCUCACACAAACUUUGGAAUCAUCCAAAGUCAUAUAGAUAGAAUCAGAACUAUAUUUUUGCAGGUACUUUUAUUUUUGCAGUGCAUAAUUCCUAAUGAUCAAAUACAGAAAUGUUGCAGUGUGCUGGACAGCUAAAAUCCAGCUUGUUAAUCAUGAUUUAAAGGUCAUUUUCAGGAAACGGUAAUGAAAAAUGAUUACGUUUACAUUUUUUAGUGAUGUACAGGACAUGAACAGAGAUGGGCCUGUACACAACACAGUUGUUUAAAUUAUACAGUGAUAUCCAAUAUAGAAAUUAAUUAUAGGAACCAAGGUUUACAAGAAGUUUGCAUUGUGACAUUUUAGAAUGUCAAUAAAUUUGUGUUUUGUGAUGUUGAGAGGAACAGGAAGAUGGAAGGCGGUGUUAUUUAUUUCUCUCUAUUCUUUGAACAAAGAGAGAGGCAGAACACAAAUACAUUCCUUUUAGUGUUAAGGACAAUGAAGUAGAGCAUUAGACUAGAUUCAGUACAGAGGUUAGUUCGCACAUUGGUCUUAAGGGAGAGGGAAAAAUGAAAUCUUUGUGUUACAGCCUCUACCAACAACAUGUUGUAAAAAAACAAACGAACGAACAAAACAACAAAAACAAAAAACAAACGUCUUUCAUGUAAAAA
Molecule: messenger RNA, 3015 nt
Organism: Tympanuchus pallidicinctus (lesser prairie-chicken)
Lineage: Eukaryota; Metazoa; Chordata; Aves; Galliformes; Phasianidae
Gene: PAX3
Product: paired box 3
Exons: 9
Coding region: 140-1594 (484 amino acids)
Biological process (GO): regulation of transcription by RNA polymerase II; anatomical structure development
Molecular function (GO): DNA-binding transcription factor activity, RNA polymerase II-specific; RNA polymerase II cis-regulatory region sequence-specific DNA binding
Source: RefSeq, a predicted model, not a curated record